AUAAGCGAAAUAAAAAAAAAAUACAACAAAAACAUCAGGAAUUAAUGUAGUGCCUAAUGCAUUGUGUAAUAAAACCGAGUAGACCAGGAGGUGCAGCAGAUCAUUAAAUACCCGCAAACACAGCUACAAAGAAAAAUAUGAAAUACAAAUUUAUAUUUAUUAUUGAAUAAAUAAGCUGAGUAAAUAUCACAUAUGCUACCCGUAAAAGCAAAUUGAAUUAUACAGAAAAUUAAACAACAAAUACUUGUCGUCGUGUUAUGAAUGUUUGGCUUUUAAAGUGUAUACAACUUAACUGGGGGUUACAAAGUGGUCCUAGCAACGUCUAAAUUGAAACAAAUCCAGGUGUGAUAUUGCAGACGCGAGAAUUAUCAGGAACAAUAAAAUCUGUGCAAUAAGACUCUAAAAAAUAAUUUGGGAAACGGAAAUUCAAACAAAAGUACCAAAAAAAAUACCGAUCAUGUUGGCCUUUCAUAACGAACAUAUUGCCAGUUGCGCUUUUCUGACUUACUUCAGUCCGGAGACCUCGGCCACGCCUGCCACGUCGCCCACGUCGGGAGCUCAGGCCGCGCUGCACAAUGACAAGCAGUCCAUAGCAGGGGUUGCCUAUCCAUGUGGCGCCCUAAACGUGCGGCGCUUGCGCUGGCAGCAAAAUCCUCAAUCCUUUGGAUAUCCUUACCCUCGUCUACAGCUGCAACGCCACCAACAGCAACCACUACAAAAUCAGCCAUCAAGUUCCGGCCGCCUCAGUUUGAGCAGCCGCCACAAUUUGCGCGAUUUCUGCAAAACGCAGGCAAUUUGCUAACAGCAAUUGCAUUCCGCUGCCAGCGAUGCAAGUGCCACUUCAGCAACAACAUCAUCAACAACAUCAUUAAGAAACCCAACAUCAAGCAAUCCAGGAACAAUAUCAGGCCCAACAGGUCACCUGCAAUCGCACAAGCUGCAAAAGCAACUGCAGCAAUUGCCGAGCCAAAUUAGUCA
Molecule: messenger RNA, 978 nt
Organism: Drosophila takahashii
Lineage: Eukaryota; Metazoa; Arthropoda; Insecta; Diptera; Drosophilidae
Source: RefSeq, a predicted model, not a curated record